This is a messenger RNA of Penicillium robsamsonii, 1491 nucleotides long. RefSeq names its product Major facilitator superfamily domain general substrate transporter. The record is from RefSeq and is a predicted model, not a curated record. The transcript has 9 exons. Lineage: Eukaryota; Fungi; Ascomycota; Eurotiomycetes; Eurotiales; Aspergillaceae. Bases 1 to 1491 code for a protein of 496 amino acids. Gene Ontology annotation, biological process: amino acid transmembrane transport. Gene Ontology annotation, molecular function: amino acid transmembrane transporter activity. Gene Ontology annotation, cellular component: vacuolar membrane.
AUGACAUCACCAAUCUACGACAUUGAGCUUGUCCGAAAUUAUUAUCACAUUCUCUCACUUUCAGUGACUCCGGUCAUUGCCUUGGUGCCGUCACUCGAUGACAUGGAAGAUUCUCGCCAUGAUGCCCCAAGUCCUGACAAUGACAGAUGGAGACACUCGGUAGAAAAGGAAGAGGACAAUCGCUCGGAGGAAGAUGUGAUCACUCAUGUUGCCGACCCAUUUGGGGAUGAAGGAAAUGCCGAAACAAAAUACCGGACGUUAGAAUGGUGGCAAUGCGGUAUGAUCAUGAUCGCGGAAACCGUCUCUCUCGGUAUUCUGUCUCUUCCAUCUGCGGUGGCAGUGCUAGGCCUUGUCCCUGCACUCAUUCUCAUCGUCGGGCUUGGUAUUGUUGCAACCUAUACUGGAUAUGUGAUUGGCCAAUUUAAACUCCGAUACCCGCAAGUACAUAGCAUGGGAGAUGCUGGGGAGCUGCUUUUUCAUCCCCUUGGCCUAUCUCGGUUCGGUAGGGAGUUCAUGGGAGCGGCUCAGCUGUUCUUUCUGAUCUUCGUCAUGGGCAGUCAUAUUUUGACCUUUAGUGUCAUGCUGGAUACUGUCACAGAUCAUGCCACCUGCUCGAUUGUAUUUGGAAUAGUUGGCUUGGUCGUCUCAUUCAUCUUUGCUUUGCCUCGAACUCUUCGCAAGGUCUCCUGGUUCUCAUUUGCGUCUUUUGCAAGUAUCAUUGCCGCACUCCUGAUUACUAUGAUUGCAAUUGCCGUCCAGCGCCCGGGUGAUGGCAAGGUAGAUGCAACUACAACAGUCAGUCUUUCAAAGGGAUUUCUGGCCGUGACAAAUAUUGUAUUUGCUUAUGCUGGUCAUGUGGCUUUCUUUGGUUUUAUAUCUGAGAUGAAGACCCCAACGGACUAUCCCAAGACCCUAUACCUGCUUCAGAUCACCGACACGAGUAUGUAUGUGGUAGCUGCUGUUGUUAUAUACGUAUACGGUGGAAAGGAUGUGAAAUCCCCCGCCCUGAGCUCGACAAGCCCCAUAACAGCAAAGAUUGCAUAUGGAAUUGCUAUCCCUACGAUUGUCAUAGCCGGUGUCAUUAACGGGCAUGUCGCAUCCAAAUACGUUUACGUCCGGAUUUUCAGGGGUACAAAUCACAUGCAGAAGCGAACAUUUUUAUCGGUGGGAUCAUGGAUCGCGAUUACUCUUCUGUUAUGGGUGAUAGCAUGGAUUAUUUCAGAGGCAAUCCCCGUGUUUAACACUUUACUCAGUUUGAUUACUUCCCUUUUUGCUAGCUGGUUUACCUAUGGCUUAAGCGGUAUAUUCUGGCUGUUCCUCAAUCGGGGCCUGUACGGGGCUUCCUGGAAAAAGAUGGUUCUAACUGCUAUCAACCUGGUCAUUGUCGCAAUUGGUGCAUGUUUGUGUGGCAUGGGUCUCUGGGUGUCUGGUAAAGCGAUUCACGAUGAUUCCAGCGGGGCCAGCUUUUCAUGCGCUACCAAAAGUGGAUGA